AUACAAUGUUGCGUUUGCUACUGCUCACUCUGGACAGGCGUGUGUGCCACACAGGCACAGCUACGUGUGCAGAUUGAGUACUCAACUCCCCACUUGAAACUGCUUCUUCCAGAUACUGACAGUGAGAUCCGCGACGUGGUUUUUCACUACGCCAUCCACGGACCAAUCCACACGGCAAGGGCUGUUCGCACAAGUUUCGGAUGGCAGUUCUCCAGAGAUAUCACCGAGCACGUCCACUCCAUUACCGCAUACGCUGAUGUCCACUAUAAGAAUGGACUGGCUAUUACCACCACUCGCCACACUCUUACUGCAGAUACCCAGAAUGUUAUCCUACCCGGCUCCAGACGCAUCCGAGCGGUUCUGUUCAGAGAGGACUUUAACCAGGAGUUUGAUCCUUGGAACAUGCAUACCUGGAAAGUGGAGGUGUCUAUGUUUGGAGGCAGGAACUGGGAGUUUCAGGUGUACACCAAUGACAAGAAGAACGUGUAUACUCGUGACGGAAACCUGUACUUGGCUCCAGUGCCAACGGUCAAUGACCCCAGAUUUGACGAAAAUUUCCUCAAGACUGGGACAAUGGACGUUGCUGAACUAUGGGGCCUGUGUACCAACAACGCCGACUACGGCUGCUCCAGAAGUGGCGCCAAUGGCAUGCUGCCGCCCGUCAUGUCCGGCAAAGUGUCCAGUCAACCAGCCAUUAGAUACGGAACAGUGGAGGUCCGAGCAAGGAUUCCCAGGGGAGACUGGAUAUGGCCAGCUAUCUGGAUGAUGCCCAAGGACAGCGUCUAUGGAGUCUGGCCCAGGUCGGGAGAGAUUGACAUCAUGGAAACAAGAGGCAACGCUGGCCCGCUGGGAGUGGAGACUGUAAGUAGUACCCUCCAUUGGGGAGAUGCGUGGGACAACAAUAAGUGGAGUUUAACGCAUGCAGAAAAAUCCAGUCCAGCUGGAAAAACCUGGCACGAUGACUUUCACGUGUGGAAAAUAGAGAGGACACCAGAUCACAUCAAGACUUUCAUUGACGAUCAGGUGAUUCUGUCAGUGGACGCACCAGCCGAUGGCUUCUGGAAGUUUGGAGGCCUCAGCAGCAACGUCUGGUCUAGUGGCAGCAAGAUGGCACCCUUCGACCAGGAUUUCUACCUGAUCCUCAACGUUGCUGUUGGAGGAAUCAACGGCUACUUCUCGGACACUGCUAACUGGGGUGUGAGAAAACCCUGGGCCAACAACUCCCCUCAUGCCAACCUGGACUUCUGGACAGCCCGCGACGACUGGCUGCCCACUUGGCAAGGCGACCAGUCCGCUCUUGUGGUUGAUUACGUUGAGUUCCGGGAUUAG
Candidula unifasciata is the source of this 1329-nucleotide messenger RNA. The record is from the annotation of a GenBank genome assembly. NCBI's taxonomy places the organism in Eukaryota, Metazoa, Mollusca, Gastropoda, Stylommatophora, Geomitridae.